Messenger RNA from Parnassius mnemosyne (clouded apollo), 783 nucleotides. Lineage: Eukaryota; Metazoa; Arthropoda; Insecta; Lepidoptera; Papilionidae. The record is from the annotation of a GenBank genome assembly.
AGUCGCAGUCAGACGAUCAACCAAUUCACACGUUUCUCCAAUCCCAAAUAGGUUCGUGAUAUUUAGUGACGUAAUCUCCUUGCGCGAUGUGGGAUGACGUAGUGGAAGAAACUCCAGCUCCAGCCGCGCCGGCAGCAGAAGCACCUGCCGGUGAUGCACCUGCAGCAGACGCAUCUGCCACUGACGCAUCACCCGAAGUUGCGGAGCCUCCUCCACCUGAGAACACUUCAAGGAAUGAGCCAAGACGCCUUGUUUUCAAACACUGGACCAGGCCGAAAUUCCUUCAGUACAACUACAUCUAUGAUUAUCAACGUAACUAUUAUGACGAUGUGCUGUCCUACCUUGACAGACGUAACAAAGGUUUACCAGUAGAGAGGCCACGAGCGCAAACUUGGGGCGAACGUGCUCUCAGAACCUACCUCUCAAAAGACACCAGCUACAUGUCCAGGACGUAUAACAAAGAUACAACCCUCCUGCACCAUAUUUCUACGGGCGCCCGUUUCCAGCGUUACCACAGCAAGGCUCGCAUUGCUAGGAAGUAUUCCAAUCUCGGAUUUACAAUAGUAUCUAUCUAGCUUUGCUUUGAAUCCCUCGCUUGACCUUGCUUCGCGGACGUCGAUUCAGUCUACCAGCGUGACCUAUUUAUCGAUGUUACAGGAUUUCAUUGGCGUGAAUCAACUUUCGCUGAGAGCCGGCAAGCGUUUCAAGUACCAUAAACACCUAAUCGAAGAAUUCUUACUUAUAAAUAUACCACGAUUGAGAAGACAAUAAAUAAUAAGUUUU